Molecule: messenger RNA, 850 nt
Organism: Parasteatoda tepidariorum (common house spider)
Lineage: Eukaryota; Metazoa; Arthropoda; Arachnida; Araneae; Theridiidae
Product: transcription-associated protein 1
Source: RefSeq, a predicted model, not a curated record
ACUUUCAAAUUGUUGUUUACUUUUCAGAAACUGAAGGGACUUUGAGCAAGCUCCAAAAGCUCCCUGUCCCUGAACUCACCCAUCCUUUUAUAAAUGUCAUACUUUGUUGCUUAUAAUACAUAAUGAAGGCAUAACAAUUUAUUGUAUCUAUAAAGUUAAACUUGUAGUUCUCUUAACCAAAUUAAUAGCAUGGUUCUCCAGUUUUAUGUGUGUUUAAAGAAAAAUGUUAUACUAAAAAUUACAAAAUUACUUUCUUCUAUACUUUCUAGCAUUAAAAAUUGUUACUUUGUGAUUUUUCUUUUUUUUUUAUAUUGUUCAUAUAUUUGAUUUCUUUUACAGGUCAAUUUAAUCUCAAAAGCUACUAUGUCCUUAAAGGCACUGGCAGAGCUACCUAUAAUUGUUGUCUUUAUGUACCAGCUAUAUAAAAUGAGUGUUCAAAAAAGAUGUCAAAGAAUUUGUGUCAUCGAUAAUGACAACUAAUACUUUACAACCCACAGCUCAACAGGGGAGCAAUCGAUCUCUCAACAAAGAAGUUUAUGUUGACUUUAUGUCUGCACAGAUAAAAACAUUAUCUUUUCUGGCUUACCUAGUUAGAAUAUAUCAAUAUGUUGUGAAUGAACAUUCCUCACAGUUUGCUAAAGGAAUGAUAGGAUUGUUGUAUCUAUGUCCUCAAGAUUUUGCCCACUUGUGCAAAGAAUUGCUCGUAGCAGCCCGUCAUAUUUUAGCCACAGAGCUAAGAGAUAGUGGAAAAUGGGGAAAACAUAUUAGUAGUUUUAAGAAUAAUCAUAGAAUUUCAUAAGACCUUCAGGCCACCAUGCAGCUUUGAAGUAAGAAUGUGUUAUUUAUAUGA